AGAUGACCGUGUGAAGCGGUGUGAGAUGCAGCAAAGCUUGGUGACAUCGUCCAAGAUCGACAGGGAUGGCGGGUCACCUGCCGUGACGCUGUCGACGCUAUUGUCCAGUCCCGCAUGGAGCCUGUGGCGAAGCCCCUCAUUUGUGGCACUUGUGCGCGCAGUUUUCGUCGGCCACAGGAUAUUGCGACGCACAAGUGUAACGCUGUUCGCGCGGCCCGCGCGCGCUGAGUAUGGCGUUCCCCGUCCGGUGGACAACACGUCUCCUGGUCUGCCCCGUAUGGGGCCACAUAGCCAGUCAUGGCAGUGGAAGAAGGAAGGAAGCUUUCACUGUCCAGGAGCGACACUGACUCGCACUGCUAUCUGGUGCUCACGAGGUGUUUGUCGCGCUGCAAACGGAGCGUCUCUCAUUAGGCGAUUUGAUCGCAGGACGAGAGAGGAGCUGAUGGACGAUCUCUCCAAUGUUCCACUUGGUUCGGAGCGGCGCCGAGUGCUGACGUUGGGACUUGGCCAUUCAACUGCAGUGCCAGUCUGGCUACCUGCCCUGCCUGCGUUCCAGCCUGUGGCUGUAUCCUGCCAUCACAGCGCUGCGACGGUGUUUGGUACGACUGUGCUGAUGGCUCUGAUGCACAGUACUGCCCAGGCAAGGUCACACCAGCUCCAGGUCAAACGACUGCCAGGUCCUGUCACCACCGGCACUGGGCUCAAUGACCGUGAACGGCUUGAUGUUCAGCAACACGACCACGUUUGUGUGCAGUCUCCCUAUGUCCUUAUGGGCUCGGCCGUGUGUACUUGUGAAAUCAACGGCCAGUGGAGCGGUGUGCAGCCAACUUGCGUCCUGACGACUGCUGCUCUGAGUGCGGCCAGUGACGAGCUAGUCCAGGACUCCGUCUCAGAACGCAUGACACAAACGUGCCAGUAUUGCCAAGCACUGGGGACCUUUGGCAAUCUGAAGAAUGUUUUGUCCGAGAAUCGAUCCUUGGAUCUGUGGCGUUGCAGUUGUGGUGCUCCCGACCCUCUUGCGCGAUGGCCGCGGAGACCUAGCGAAAAGGUUCGAGACAUACGGCAUCUCAAUAUCUUCCACCACAAUCAGUACAUCAGCACCACCAUCGAGUGUAGCGACAUCAGCAAUAGAAGACGCACAUGAUAUCAUCCACCCUUACGGCCUUAGCGAAGACCCGGGAAUACCUGAGAAGAUGUUAGCCGCAACUUUACUGGAAAAGUCGUCGGUGACAACGGCACUCCAUAUUUUAGCUGCAUGCAGUUAGGUCUCUCAACAAGUGUACCCAAAGUUUUCAAGCUAAUACACAAGCAAAUUCACUAGGGGCCGAGUAUAUUUUCCUACACCUCUCCCUGUUUGUUGUUGUUAUUUCUGCAUUCAAAUUGUUUGUGUACCUGUACAUUUAUUACAGUAGAGCCACGCAUCCACAGCUGUUGUUUCCAAGGGGUUAGGCUCGUCAGUUAUACAAAACCUUUCAGCAAUCUGGCCUUAGGCUUAGUUCCUUGACUUCUUGUACCACUUUCUUAGAUGCACAUCCCACUGGAUAGUGAGCAAUACGUGUGUAGCAGAAUCUGUAUUCCAGAAAAGCAGAGACUCGAGUCUAUUGACACUGCGUUUCUUUUUAAAACGUUAUUGGCUGUGGUGUACCUAGAGGUAUACACGUACAUUCCUGGGUCCCACGUUCUGUGACGCCCGACUGUAUUCGUGGUGCCUCAACAACUUUUAAUUUUGUGCGCUCGGGAAAACCUGCCGGAGGCUGUGAGGCUGCAGAGUGUUGGCUGUGUUUUGCUUUAAAAAACCAUCAGGUCUCCCCAGAUUUUCUAGUCUGGCCCUGAA
This is a messenger RNA of Sycon ciliatum, 1834 nucleotides long. RefSeq lists its product as uncharacterized. The transcript has 8 exons. Bases 26 to 1144 code for a protein of 372 amino acids. The record is from RefSeq and is a predicted model, not a curated record. Lineage: Eukaryota; Metazoa; Porifera; Calcarea; Leucosolenida; Sycettidae.